Molecule: messenger RNA, 1527 nt
Organism: Danio aesculapii
Lineage: Eukaryota; Metazoa; Chordata; Actinopteri; Cypriniformes; Danionidae
Product: 5-hydroxytryptamine receptor 1D
Exons: 3
Coding region: 1-1527 (508 amino acids)
Biological process (GO): G protein-coupled receptor signaling pathway
Cellular component (GO): membrane
Molecular function (GO): G protein-coupled receptor activity
Source: RefSeq, a predicted model, not a curated record
AUGGAGUCCUCAGGUGGUCAUGUUGAUGAGUGGUUGAGUUCGGAUGAUUCUGAGUUUACUCUCCAUCCUUCGGCGAAUAACUCGACUGUUCUUCCUCCUCAAACCCUUCUGGUGCUGGAGACUCUAAUGGUGUUCAUGAGUCUGGCCGCCGUCAUGGGAAAUGUUCUGGUCAUUGUGAUCGUGGCAGCUACUAAAACCUUCCACACUGUCACCUCCAUCCUCAUCAUUAAUCUGGCCAUUAGUGAUUUCUUUGUGGGAAUCGGAGUCAUGCCUUUUGUGGCAGUUUCCAUUAUGAACAACGGAUGGGUCAACUGCAAAAAUCUCUGUCUGUUUGUCGGCUACACAUCCUCAGUCUGCUGCACCGCUUCGGUCCUAACACUCGCUGCUAUCGCUCUCGACCGUUACUUCUCCAUUGUGGACUGUCUGCGCUAUGAUUCCCGCUGCACAGUAUGGAGAGCGGGUUCAGCGGUGCUAUGGAUCUGGCUGCAGGCUAUGGUGAGCUGCUGUCCUCCUCUCCUGGGCUGGAGCACCAUUGCUUAUGUGGCUCCAGUCUUCAGCUGCACCGUCAACUGGGGCAACAAUCCAAGCUAUACGGUCAUAAUAGCCUGCUUUUCCUUCCUUCUCCCAGCUGUAAUCAUCCUCUUCUGUUACGCAAAGAUUGUCAGAGUCGCACGGUACCACUCUAGAAGGAUCCACAGCCUAGAAGAACAUCUCCAGCGCAGUAGAUCCAACCUGGAUCUCUCACUCAUAGACUCCAACACUCCAUCCAGACUAGUCUACCAUGUAAGCGGGAGGUUUGUGAUGGAUCGAUUAGAUGAGAUUGCUCCAGAUGCACCAGCUAUUGGGCGUUUUCAGUCCUUCCUGACUCAAAUCCACCCUCAGCAUCUCAAUCAACCUCACCAUCAUGGAGUCCUGAGGUUGUUUUUGGUUAUUGGUGCUUUCUUUUUGUGCUGGACACCCUAUAUUAGUGUAGCUCUGGUGCAAGCCAUUGAAACCGCCCUGUCCCAACCCAACAGCCUCGUCCCUCCAUCAGCAGUCACUUUCUCUUAUUGGCUGGUGCUGUUCAAUUCGGAUAUCAACCCGCUGCUGUAUGCGCUCCUCAGCAAGCGAUUCCAAGGGGCCUUGCAGAGUUUGCGAUUGAAAAUCCAGGGAAGGUUAAGGAGCAUUUUGGGACAUGGAGAAACAGAGAGGUCUAUAUGCAGAGGUGAGAGUGACCCAACCAAUGGCACGACCCAAAGCUCCUCUAGAAAUGGAGCAGAUUUGUCCUAUCCUUCUGUUAUCACCCUCAGCUCACAGUUUCCCAAUAGUUUCAAGGAGCAGCUCAAUAGUUCUCUUCCGUCUGAUAAUUCUUGUCGUCCUGUUUGUGAUAAAUGUUGUGGAGAGCGGUUGAGGAGCAUGGACCACCUGCAGGUUCCUUCUAAACAUUGCGAGAGGAGCAGGCUCCCUUAUUCUGCUGCUACUAAGAAGAAACAAGCUACCUUCUUUUAUGGACAGAUCACUGUAAGAGUGGAACAUGACAUUUCUUAA